Molecule: messenger RNA, 648 nt
Organism: Mercenaria mercenaria
Lineage: Eukaryota; Metazoa; Mollusca; Bivalvia; Venerida; Veneridae
Exons: 4
Coding region: 40-648 (202 amino acids)
Source: RefSeq, a predicted model, not a curated record
UUGCUAUCGAUAAACGAUAUUUGAUACAGAAGAUCAAAAAUGUUUCUACUUAUUUGGGAUAUUUUCUUGAUUUUUUGUCAGUUUCAAGAGAUCAAAGGUUUGCAAGCUACAAAACCGUAUUAUGCAUCGCAAAUCAGUUCUACAUGGAUGAAUUCGACGAGAAAAUGCACUCUUGGGACGCCUCAAAUAGAGUAUACUACAAAAUCCGUUAAUAUUCCACAAGAAUAUGUUACUGAAGAUUUAUGGGUAGGAUAUCAUUUAGCGAAGACAACAUUUGAGUUUCAAGGCUGUUACCACAUAGAAAAACACAAAACAUCACAUUCAUACAAUGGCAGUGUUCUAGGGCGGUGCUGUUCAGCUUGUGAACAUACAUUAUACAUCGGUAUAAGCACAGCAGGCUGUUUUUGUACUGAUACGAAACCUACAACAGAUACUCAUCUAUCAAAAUGUGAUCAACAGUGUGAUGGGCAACAUAUACCUUGUGGAAGAUAUAGCUACAUGGCAUUGUACAAAGUUACUUUGACUGGUGAUAACAUUAAUUUUGUUUUAUUUAGACAUUAUGUACUUAACAUACAGUACAUAUUACAUCAAAAUAACGUUUUAACACUAGCCUGGAAAGUCAUUGACGAUUCAUGCUUUUGUCCAUAA